CUUCCUCCUCCUCCUCCUCCUCCUGCGAUCCCGGCGCAGCAUCGAUCGCCAUUGCCACUCGAGCUCCGAGCUCCUCGGAAAAGCAGUGAACCCACCACUAAGCUCGCGACAUCUCGCAACACAGCUUGCUUGCUGCGUCGCGGUAUAUAGAGCAGUAGCUAGCUUAGCUUGUCGAUCUCCAAUGGCGCUCCAGGCAUCGUCGUCGCCGUCCAUGUUCCGCGCGAUCCCGACGAACACCAACGCUUCUUGCCGGCGAAAGUUGCAGGUCAGGGCGAGCGCGGCGGCGGCGGCGGCGAACGGCGGCGGGGAUGGGAAGGUGAUGAUGAGGAAGGAGGCGGCGUCGGGCGCGUGGAAGAUCGACUACUCCGGCGAGAAGCCGGCGACGCCUCUGCUUGACACGGUGAACUACCCGGUCCACAUGAAGAACCUCUCGACGCCGGAGCUGGAGCAGCUGGCGGCGGAGCUCCGGGCGGAGAUCGUGCACACGGUGUCCAAGACCGGGGGCCACCUGAGCUCCAGCCUGGGCGUCGUCGAGCUCGCCGUGGCGCUGCACCACGUGUUCGACACGCCGGAGGACAAGAUCAUCUGGGACGUCGGGCACCAGGCGUACCCGCACAAGAUCCUGACGGGGCGGCGUUCGCGGAUGCACACCAUCCGGCAGACCUCCGGGCUCGCCGGGUUCCCGAAGCGCGACGAGAGCGCGCACGACGCGUUCGGCGCGGGCCACAGCUCGACGAGCAUCUCGGCGGCGCUCGGGAUGGCGGUGGCGAGGGACCUCCUCGGGAAGAAGAACCACGUCAUCUCGGUGAUCGGCGACGGCGCCAUGACCGCCGGCCAGGCGUACGAGGCGAUGAACAACUCGGGCUACCUCGACUCCAACAUGAUCGUGGUGCUCAACGACAACAAGCAGGUGUCCCUCCCGACGGCGACGCUCGACGGCCCCGCCACGCCCGUCGGCGCGCUGAGCAAGGCGCUGACGAAGCUCCAGUCGAGCACCAAGCUCCGCCGCCUCCGCGAGGCGGCGAAGACGGUGACGAAGCAGAUCGGCGGGCAGGCGCACGAGGUGGCGGCGAAGGUGGACGAGUACGCGCGCGGCAUGGUGAGCGCGUCGGGCUCGACGCUGUUCGAGGAGCUCGGGCUCUACUACAUCGGCCCCGUCGACGGCCACAGCGUCGACGACCUCGUCGCCAUCUUCAACAAGGUGAAGUCGAUGCCGGCGCCGGGGCCGGUGCUCGUCCACAUCGUGACGGAGAAGGGGAAGGGCUACCCGCCGGCGGAGGCCGCCGCCGACCGGAUGCACGGCGUGGUCAAGUUCGACCCGACGACGGGGAGGCAGUUCAAGUCCAAGUGUUCGACGUUGUCCUACACCCAGUACUUCGCCGAGGCGCUGAUCCGGGAGGCCGAGGCCGACGACAAGGUGGUCGGCAUCCACGCCGCCAUGGGCGGCGGCACGGGGCUCAACUACUUCCACAAGAGGUUCCCGGAGCGGUGCUUCGACGUGGGGAUCGCGGAGCAGCACGCCGUGACGUUCGCCGCGGGGCUCGCCGCCGAGGGGCUCAAGCCGUUCUGCGCCAUCUACUCGUCGUUCCUGCAGCGAGGGUACGACCAGGUGGUGCACGACGUCGACCUGCAGCGGCUGCCGGUGAGGUUCGCCAUGGACAGGGCGGGGCUCGUCGGCGCCGACGGGCCCACGCACUGCGGCGCGUUCGACGUCGCCUACAUGGCGUGCCUGCCGAACAUGGUCGUCAUGGCGCCCGCCGACGAGGCCGAGCUCAUGCACAUGGUCGCCACCGCCGCAGCCAUCGACGACCGCCCUAGCUGCUUCCGCUUCCCCCGCGGCAAUGGCAUUGGCGCCGUCCUCCCUCCCAACCACAAGGGCACACCUCUCGAGGUCGGGAAGGGGAGGGUGCUCGUAGGAGGGAACAGGGUGGCGCUGCUAGGGUACGGCACGAUGGUGCAGGCAUGCAUGAAGGCGGCAGAGGCGCUGAAGGAGCACGGCAUCUACGUCACCGUCGCCGACGCGCGUUUCUGCAAGCCGCUCGACACAGGGCUUAUCCGGGAGCUCGCUGCCGAGCACGAGGUCCUCGUCACUGUGGAGGAGGGCUCCAUCGGAGGGUUCGGUUCUCACGUCGCCCACUACCUCAGCCUCAGCGGCCUCCUCGAUGGCCCCCUCAAGUUGAGGUCCAUGUUCUUGCCAGACAGGUACAUAGACCAUGGUGCACCAGUAGACCAGCUUGAGGAGGCAGGAUUGACACCAAGGCACAUUGCUGCCACUGUGCUGUCCUUGCUUGGGAGGCCAUUGGAGGCACUUCAGCUCAGCUGAAUAAUUCAGCAUGACUGUAUGCAUAUACACAUCAGCCGACAAAUAAACAGGAAACUGAUGAUAGCUAAUUUAUGAGAGAUAUGGAGAUCUUCUCCUUCUCCAUUAUCCUUGGCCUAAUUAACCAUGGCCACAUGGAUAUGGAGGGGGGGAGGUUCCAGUAAGAAGUAGGGUUACUAGGAAGAAGAUGAAGGAGAAGGCAACAAAAAGCCCAUGUGUAUGUGUUUCUUGGCCUGUUGCAAAACAUGCUUCCAAAUGCAAAAUGAUAAUGGAGGUGUUUGUGUACAAGAGGAUGGAGACAUGAAGAUGGGGCAUGCAUGUCCUUGCAUGAUAGUAUUGACAUGAGAAGGAGAAGGAUAUGCCUCUCAUCUGGCAUUGUCAGGAGUGACAUAUAUGAAUGCAUGGCUCCUUAUGUUCUUUUGUUACUUUGUAUAGAUAACAAGUAUAAGAAAGAAUCAUGUAUUCUAGUAGUACUACAUACAUACAAACUCAGUUCCCUAUGCAGAAGGAAAAUGGAGAAUAAGAUGGAAAGUUUUUCUUGUUCA
This is a messenger RNA of Oryza sativa Japonica Group (Japanese rice), 2865 nucleotides long. The record is from RefSeq and is a predicted model, not a curated record. NCBI's taxonomy places the organism in Eukaryota, Viridiplantae, Streptophyta, Magnoliopsida, Poales, Poaceae.